Rotaria sp. Silwood2 is the source of this 2406-nucleotide messenger RNA. The record is from the annotation of a GenBank genome assembly. Lineage: Eukaryota; Metazoa; Rotifera; Eurotatoria; Philodinida; Philodinidae.
AUGAGUUCACCUCCAGUUUCAGCCAGUGGUGGUGGUUCUCGUCGAGCACGUUAUUCACGUUCACCAUCAAGUGGUGGUGUACCACCAUCAAAACGUUCGAAGCCAUCAAGUUCAGUUGAUGCUGGAAAUAAUUCCGAACAUCAUCGACUUUACACAUCUAUUUGUGUAAAAAAUAUCAAUCCAAAAAUUCCUGAUCUUGAGGUUCGUGAAUUGUGUAAUAAAAAAUUUUCUAAAUAUGGUUCAAAUUCAGUUAAAAUUUAUUAUAAAAAUCAAGAGCGUGUUGCUUUUGUUAAUUUUACUAAUUGUGAAGAUGCUAGAAAAGCACGUCAUGCUAAAACAGGUCUCGUUUGGGAAAAUAUUCAAGUUGUUCUAGAACCUGUUUAUUAUCGUCGUACUAUUCCAGCUGAACAACCACUUAAUCCUGGUAGUCCACGUGAACGUACACCACCAUCACCGAAACGUCGUCCACGUCGUCCAUCACCAAGUCCACCACCUGUUAGUUCUCGUAGUCGACAUCAUCAUACAUCUUCACCACCACGUUCACGUCGACAUUAUUCACCAUAUAUACCAUUACCACCAGAUUUAGCUGAUUAUGCUGCAACAAAAGCCAGUCGACAACGACAAGGUUCAUCACCAUCACCACCUCGUGAUCAUCAUCGACGACGUACUCAUAGUCGAACAAUGUCAACAUCACCCGUAGCAUAUAAAAGUCGAGGAAAACAUGAAGAUUAUGCACCAAAUCGUGCUGAAUCAAAUGUUCAACAUGAACCAACACGUACAUUAUUUGUUGGAAAUCUUGAACGAGAUAUAAGAGAAUCAAAAUUAAAAGAAGUUUUUGGCCGAUAUGGAACAAUUGAAGAAAUUGAUCUUAAAGUUCCACAAUCAUCAUCCAAACGUGCUUACGCUUUUAUACAAUAUGAAAAUAUGGAUAUGGCUUAUGAAGCAAGACGUGCAAUGGAUGGACAUUUUAUUGGAAAAGCUGAUUGUAAAAUUGGAUAUGGCAAAAUCGUACCAACCAAUUGUCUUUGGGUAGGCAAUAUACCAAUAGAUAUGAAACGACGUGAUCUUGAACAAGCAUUUUCACGUUAUGGAAAAAUAAAAUCAUUUGAUUUUGCAAAUGGUGAUCCAAUAGCUAUUGUUUCAUAUAAUGAAAUUGAAGAUGCAAUUAAAGCACGUGCAAAAAUGACUGGUGUAACACAAAUAGUUGAAGGUCGAAAAAUACGAACUGAAUCGGGACAAUCAGAUUCAUCAAGACGUGCCGGUCUUCGUAUUGAUUAUCUUGAUCGACCAACAGCUCGACGUUUUGUUAUUGUUCGACCACAAGAUAAUACAUCUAAACGUCGUACAUCCCGAUCAUCAUCAGCAUCAUCAGCAUCAUCAACGCGUACACGAUCAUCAAAAGAUCGUGUACGUUCUGUAUCAAAUGAUGAUCAACGAGAAAAUGGUACAAAUAAAAAUUUUAAACGACAAUCACAUUCACGUUCACCAUCAACACCAUCACGAAAUAAACGACAAAGUCUUAGUCCACCAGCAGUUGAACAUCAUUUUUAUGGUCCAUUUGGAUCAUAUCUAUCAUCGGAUGAUACAACUAAUAUAAAUAAUAUUAAUGAUUUAAUGACACUUUGUGAUAAAUUUAAUUCAAACAAAACAAAUACAAAUUUAACAACUGUUUAUUCUGUUCAAUUUAUACUUAAAUCACAUGCAUAUGAUGCACGUAUGCAUUUUCUUGCUGGCAAUCCAAAUCUUGUCAAUGCUAUUCUAGGUCAAUCAGGUGAUUAUGCAGAUAAAAAAACUGAAUUAAAAGUAACACAACGUCUUCGUCUUGAUCAACAUAAACUUGAAGAUCUUGAAAAAAAACUUCGUACUGGUGUUACAAAUGUAUUAUCAAAUACAAAUAUUAAUGGUCAAUCAACAUCACCUAAUGAUCGUAAACAAACAAAUCCUGCUAAUCAAACAAAAUUUGCUAUUAUGAUUACGUCACCAAGACCACGUAGUCCAAAUGAAAAUUCAAAUGCAUCAGCACAACGUAAACCAAAUGGACGAACAAAUUCACCUAAUCAUCCAUCAUCGUCGGACGAAAAUGAUGAUCGUGCACAAAUAAAAAGAAAUACUGAUGAUGAUGAUGAAUCAUCACUUUCUCGCUUAAUUUCUUAUCUUGCCGUGAAAGAAGCAGCUGGUGUCAUAUCAAUGCCAUUUCAUCCAAGUUCAAGCAAUGAUUAUGAUAAUACGAAUGAUCAAGAAACAGCUGUAUUACAUAUAUUUCCUCCAUGUCAAUUUAGUAAAAAAGUUUUAAAAGUUAUAUGUCCAUCAAUUAGUUUUUCAAAUGGUCCACGUACACCACCAUCACGUCCAACAACAAUGAUUAAUGAUGAACAUCUAAUGGUUGUUAUCGUACAAAAUGAUUAA